AUGGAACGCCUCUUCUCCGACGGCGACGAUGACCUAUUCACAGCAGACACCCUCACAACGCGGUACGUCCAUGUGCCGCUCUCCUCCGGCUACGCCCAUGACAAGGUUAUCCUCUUCGACGCCAUCUGCAGCGCCAUCCAAGCCGGCCGCUGCGAGAUCUAUUCCUCGCGUAACCUAGAGAAUACCACUUCUGGGUUCAUGAUCGAGGUCCAGGCUCGAUUCUCCGAGCCGGGGGCAGUUCGGCGUGCGGCGUACCAUAUUGCGCAACGGCAUCUGGAGUUUCAUAGAAUGGAGAUGCAUAGUAGGACGCAGACGAGGCUGGCGGAGAAGUGUCUGGCUAGUUUGAGUUUGGAGGAUGCAGGAGGGAACAAAAUGGGCCUCCUCGAACUCAUCCAAUACCUCCGCGGCGAAGAACCGGCAGGAUACACCUGGUACGUCCACUUCCCCCUUCACGGCGACCCACUAACCAAAAGCGAAAUCCUUCACACGGCGGUCCAGGAAAUGCGCCACGAGAAAACAACUCUGUGGUCCUCUCGAGGCGCAGCGCCCAACAAGGGGAUGCUGAUGAAAGUAAUUGAGGUGCUCAAGGCCGCUGGGACGGUCCUCGAGCGGCGGCUGCAGGAUGCGAAGAUGUCGCUUGAGCGGAUUCUUCAGAGGGAUAAUGAUAAGAGGGCGGAUAACUAUGUUACCAAGUUGACGAGCGAUUUGGCUGCGUUGUCUAUGGAUGGGUAA
Aspergillus novofumigatus IBT 16806 is the source of this 732-nucleotide messenger RNA. RefSeq lists its product as uncharacterized. The transcript has 3 exons. The coding region runs from base 1 to 732 and encodes 243 amino acids. The record is from RefSeq and is a predicted model, not a curated record. Lineage: Eukaryota; Fungi; Ascomycota; Eurotiomycetes; Eurotiales; Aspergillaceae.